Messenger RNA from Sabethes cyaneus, 753 nucleotides. Its product is annotated as chymotrypsin-2-like. Gene Ontology annotation, biological process: proteolysis. The transcript is spliced from 3 exons. The record is from RefSeq and is a predicted model, not a curated record. The coding region runs from base 1 to 753 and encodes 250 amino acids. Gene Ontology annotation, molecular function: serine-type endopeptidase activity. NCBI's taxonomy places the organism in Eukaryota, Metazoa, Arthropoda, Insecta, Diptera, Culicidae.
AUGCGUCGAAUUAGUCUUCUGGUUCUGAGUAUAUGGCUAGCCGUGGUUACCGCAAGCCCAAGCUGGCGAAGCCGUAUCACCGGAGGCUCGGAUGCUGGUGAAGGACAGUUUCCCUAUCAGGUGUCACUACGGGAUCUGCAACUGGCUCAUUUCUGUGGCGGAGCGAUUCUGAACAGUCGAUGGAUAAUUACGUCCGCUUCGUGCGUCUUUGGUGUCAACCCGAGCAAUUUGUUAGUUUUGACGGGGAGCCAGAGUCUGACGCGAGGUGGAACUAACCAUCAAGUCAAUAGAAUCGUCAUUCAUCCAAACUUCAGUGACAUCGAAAACGAUGUAGCCGUUGUGCGACUGCAAACGUCCAUAGUUCUUGCCGAUAAUGCAUUCGCUCUAAGGAUGGCCAGCAAUUUUUUGGAAGUGGCACAAGGGGCUGUGCUUUCCGGUUGGGGACGUCGAUCGUUGGAAUCUCCUGCCUUUCCGGAUUGGCUUCAAUACGUUUCGACUACAGUUAUAACGCAAGAAGACUGCAGGGCUCGCUAUGAACCUCCGUAUGACGAACGGAUCGUGGAUUCUAUAUUGUGCACUUCGUACCCGACAAGUCAAGGAGCCUGUCUUGGGGACGGAGGUUCUCCGUUAGUUUACGGCGGGGAACUACACGGUGUUGUAUCUUGGGGAACCCCCUGCGGAAACGGUCACCCGGAUGUGCACACCCGAAUAUCUAAACAUAGAGCCUGGGUUCUGGUGCACACCAUGCAGUGA